UCACCGUGUAACGCGAGACCGCGCUCGCUUCUGAUUGGCUACUUGCAGUUGCGCGCCGGAUCUGGCGCAAUCACGCAUGCGCCGCGCGGUGACAGGACAGACGAUUUGGGGUUUUGUAGGUUCCCUCGCGCCGUUUGUCUCAGGGAGAGAAGAACUUGAGUUCCAGGCUCCCGCUGUGUUAGUUGCACCGUGUUCCCUCAUGGCUCCCCGGCUGCAGCUGGAGAAGGCCGCCUGGAAAUGGACCGACACCGUCAGACCGGAGGACGUUGGACAAGAGCACAUAGAGGCUGCCUAUCGGGUCCGCCUGGAGCCCUGUGUCCGCGGAAUCUGCCGGAGGAACUGCAAAGGAAACCCAAAUUGUUUAGUUGGAGUUGGGGAGCACGUCUGGUUGGGGGAGAUUGAUGAAAAUACCUUCCAUAAUAUCGAUGACCCAAACUCUGAACGGAGGAAAAAGAACACGUUUGUUGGGCUGACAAACCUCGGAGCCACCUGUUAUGUGAACACGUUUGUCCAAGUGUGGUUUCUGAACAUGGAGCUGCGCAGAGCUCUGUAUUUGUAUGAGAACUCGUGGAGCGCUGAGAAGGCUGAGCAGUGCAUACAGGAAGAUAAAGAAUAUGAACCUCAAACAAUCUGUGAGCAUCUUCAGUAUUUGUUUGCUCUGCUGCAGAACAGUAACCGGAGAUACAUUGAUCCCUCCAGUUUCAUAAAAGCCCUGGGACUGGACACUGGGCAGCAACAGGAUGCACAAGAAUUUUCCAAGCUCUUCAUGUCGCUGCUGGAAGACACGUUGUCAAAACAGACGGACCCAAUUGUUAGAAACAUUAUUCAGGAGCAGUUCUGUGGGCAAUAUGCCUAUGUCACCAUAUGCAGCCAGUGUGGCAGGGAAUCCAAGCUGGUAUCCAAAUUUUACGAGCUGGAGCUGAAUAUCCAAGGACAUAAGCAGCUAACGGAAUGUAUUGCGGAGUUUCUCAAGGAGGAAAAGCUUGAAGGUGAUAAUCGCUACUUCUGUGAGAACUGUCAGAGUAAGCAAAAUGCCACUCGUAAGAUCCGACUACUUAAUCUUCCCCCAACGUUGAAUCUGCAGCUCAUGCGCUUUGUGUUUGACAGGCAAACCGGUCAUAAGAAGAAACUGAACACAUAUAUUGGAUUUUCUGAGAUUCUUGAUAUGGAUCCCUACCUUGAACAUGCAGAUGGUACAUAUUGCUAUGAACUGAGCGCAGUUCUAAUCCAUCGAGGGGUGAGUGCAUACUCUGGUCAUUACAUUGCUCAUGUCAAGGACCCACAGACAGGGGAGUGGUACAAAUUCAAUGACGAAGAUAUAGAAAAGAUGGAAGGGAAGAAGCUGCAGCUUGGAAUUGAGGAAGAUCUAGAACAAUCCAAAACAGCACCCCGCAAACCCAAAUGUGCAAAAGGAAUUCACUGUUCUCGCAAUGCCUACAUGUUGGUCUAUAGGCUGAAGACAGUGGAAAAACAAGAUAUUGCUUUUGAAGUUCCAGCUUUCCUACAGAAGCUGGUGGAACUGGAUAACUGCAAGUUUGAGGAGUGGUGCGUGGAGAUGGUGGACAUGCGCAGAGAAAGCGUAGAUAAAGGCAAAGCCAAACACGAGGAGGUGAAGGAGCUGUACCAGAGGUUACCAGCUGGAGCUGACUGUGCCUAUGAGUUUGUGCCGCUGGAGUGGCUCCAGAAGUGGUUGGAUGAAUCCGCCCCGACCAAACCUAUUGACAACUCCAAGUGUCUGUGUUCUCAUGGGAGACUGCACCCUGAUAAGAUCUCCCUCAUGAAGAGAAUCUCUCAGCAGGCAGCAGAUAUCUUCUACAAGAGAUAUGGAGGGGGCCCUCGCAUAACUGGAUUUCUCAGCAGACUGUUUGAUGCUCACCCACCCAAUGUAUCAUACUUAUCCACUUUUCUAGCUAAUUCUCUCUGCAAAGACUGUGUGGUGGAAAGGUGCAGGGUGUUGCGCUUGAAGAACCAACUGAAUGAAGAUUACAAAUCUAUAACUAAUAUGGUUAAACUUCCAGCGGAGAGUAAUGAAGGCUUCUGGAUUGGAAAGAGCUCGCUGCGCCGCUGGCGUCAGUUGGCAACCGAGCAACUGGACCAACAGGAAGAGGAAUUGGCCCACGGAGAUUGGAAAGUAAACGGAGAAGCCCCAAAGAUCAGUGAGGAGGGGCCAGACGAGGAGAAAAAGGAGACGGAUCCUGAUCUCGGAUUUAAUGAAGAUAUUAUUUGUCAGCACCGGGGGCUGAGCAUAUUGGAGAGUGAGAGGAGACUGAUCUCUGAAGUAGCCUGGUACAAACUGAAACAAUACUUUCCCACGGCCCCUGAGUUCCGACACAGCCAGGAGUCCUGCUCCCACUGCAAGGUUCUGGAGCAGGAAGGGGAGAGGCAUGAAGCUCUGCAUAAGAUGAUGGCAAAUGACCAGAAGGCUGCACUUCCCAACUUGUUUCAAGACAAGAACAGACCGAUACUGGGGAGCUGGCCUCAGGAAACGUCCGAUCUCUUCGUUGUGUCUCAGUUCUUUGUGGAAGAAUGGAAGAAGUUCAUUAGGAGACCCACAAAGUGCAACCCUGUCAUGUCUAUAGGGAACAGUCUUCUUCUCUGCCCGCAUGGAGGUCUCAUGAUCGCCUUUUCCAACAUGAACAAGGAGGACUCCAGGCUUAUAGCUCCCAUAUGGCCUGCAGAAUGGGACGCCAUCCAAAAACUCUUUAUUGUUGAUCACACAAUCAAAAUCAGCCGAAUAGUUGUAACCAGGGAGGACGGGACAUGCUCUGUGGACUAUGAAUCAGACCCCAAGCUGUGCCCGGACUGUAGGGAAGGAUUGUUGUGUCAGCAGCAGAGGGAUCUGCGGGAAUAUGCACAGGCCACAAUCUACAUUCAUAAGGUGGUGGAUCGGAAGAAGGUAAUGAAGGAGGUGGCACCGGAGCUGAACGUGAGCAGUUCUGACCCAGAGGAUGAGAAAGAUGAGCCCAGAGCAGAUGGGGAAAGUGACCCUGACUUUAAUCAGGUGAAUGGAACGGCUAAAAAACAGAAGUUGUCCGGCCAAGGGCAUGUGUCCACUCAGAAGCAGGGGGUCCGACGAAGCACUCGGCAUAGGAAAGUGCGGGGGGAGAGGGCCUUGUUGGUCUCGGCCAAUCAGACCCUAAAGGAACUAAAAAUACAGAUUAUGCAUGCGUUCUCUGUGGCUCCGUUUGAUCAGAACCUGUCGAUAGAAGGAAAGAUCCUGAGUGAUGAUGCAGCCACUCUGGGGAAUCUAGGAAUUGUUCCAGAAUCCGUUAUUUUGCUAAAGGCUGACGAGCCGAUGGCAGAUUAUGCAGCUAUGGACGACGUGAUGCAGGUGUGUAUGCCGGAGGAAGGAUUUAAAGGAACGGGUCUGCUUGGGCAUUAACCCUCCCCGGGCCAAUGAGACGUCGGUGAGCUGCGUAUAAUAUUGAGGAACAGAAGGCGGAUCUUGGCUCUUCCACAAGACGGGAACGGUGUUGGGCUGAGCAGCUUCUCUUCCACUCGUCCCACUGGGAAUGCCUUACACCCCCUCUCACAUGCACUGACGGAGCGGGGGGGACACGGGACACAAUUCAACUUUUAUAUGUAAAUAGCGGAGGAAAUGAAGAGUUUAUGUGAAGAACAGAUGCCAUAUUCCUUGUUUACAUACAGAUAUAAGGGACUUUUUUUCUGCCCACUUCAGUGCUUUCUAUCAUAUCAGUUCCCCUGAGAAUAAGGGCCCGGCCCCUGGCAUUGCGUUUCUCUUGUGUGAGAUUUGUCUCAUUCUCAUAUUAAACUAUUCAUGGGUUUGGCUGAUCCCAUGGUUCCUUUUUUAUAAA
Molecule: messenger RNA, 3815 nt
Organism: Xenopus laevis (African clawed frog)
Lineage: Eukaryota; Metazoa; Chordata; Amphibia; Anura; Pipidae
Gene: usp48.L
Product: ubiquitin specific peptidase 48 L homeolog
Exons: 27
Coding region: 77-3382 (1101 amino acids)
Biological process (GO): protein deubiquitination; ubiquitin-dependent protein catabolic process
Cellular component (GO): cytoplasm; cytosol; nucleus
Molecular function (GO): cysteine-type endopeptidase activity; cysteine-type deubiquitinase activity
Source: RefSeq, a predicted model, not a curated record